AUGUCUCUGGAGGCCGAUAUCGAUGGAAAUGACUGUCUCAGCCUUGAGGUACCAGUACACGUGUAUCUGUUGUUGCUCGAAACACCACCAUUCUCACCAACAUGCGAACAUGGCGCUCACUUGCAUACAGUAGAACAGACCAUGGCAGACAAAGACAACUCGGCCAACAACCGGCUUCGGUCCGCUCUGUUUGGUGGUGGCAGAAGGAAGGCGGCCCCAGCCGUCUCCAUUCGAUCGAACAAACUUUGGCAUGCACAGACCAGCAAGUACCGGUAG
Messenger RNA from Plenodomus lingam JN3, 276 nucleotides. Lineage: Eukaryota; Fungi; Ascomycota; Dothideomycetes; Pleosporales; Leptosphaeriaceae. The record is from RefSeq and is a predicted model, not a curated record.